AUGGAUCCAGGAAAUUUUACCCAGUUCACUGAGUUUAUUCUCACUGGUGUCUCAGCCACUCCACAGCUGCAGAUUCCCCUCUUCCUGGUCUUCCUGGUAAUCUAUUUGCUGACUGUGGCUGGCAACCUGGGCAUCAUCACCCUCACCAGUGUUGACUCUCGACUCCAAACCCCCAUGUACUUCUUCUUACGGCAUUUGGCUAUCAUCAAUCUUGGCAACUCUACUCUCAUUGCCCCUAAAAUGCUGAUCACUUUUGUAGUGAAGAAGAAUACUAUUUUAUACUAUGAAUGUGCCAUCCAACAGGGAGGGUUUGUGUUUUUCAUUGUUUCUGAGAUUAUCCUGCUCUCUGUGAUGGCCUAUGAUCGUUAUGUGGCCAUUUGUAACCCCCUGAUGUACAUGGUGGUGGUAUCCCCACGGGUGUGCCGUCUGCUGGUAGGCCUCACAUACUUCUAUGGGUUUUCUACAGGUACGGUGGUUUCCCCUUGUGUAUUCUCUCUGUCUUAUUGCUCUUCGAACAUAAUCAAUCACUUUUAUUGUGAUACUACACCUCUGUUAGCAUUGUCCUGUUCUGAUACAAAAGUUCCCGAGACGAUAGUCUUUGUAUCUGCAGCUGUUAAUGUGAUUUUUUCUCUGAUUGCUGUUCUAGUAUCUUAUUUCAACAUUGUUUUGUGCAUUCUAAAAAUGCAUUCAUCAGAAGGGAGGAAAAAAGCCUUUUCCACUUGUGCUUCACAUAUGAUGGCUGUCACAGUGUUCCAUGGGACACUUCUCUUCAUGUAUGUGCAGCCUCAAACUAAUCACUCAUUAGAUACUGACAAAAUGGCUUCCGUGUUUUAUACACUAGUGAUCCCAAUGAUGAACCCCAUGAUCUACAGCCUGAGGAAUAAGGAUGUGAAGGAUGCCUUUAAGAGACUUCUAUCAAAUACAUGCUGUUCCUUAAAACCAAUGUGA
This is a messenger RNA of Tupaia belangeri chinensis (Chinese tree shrew), 948 nucleotides long. Its product is annotated as olfactory receptor 8J3-like. Gene Ontology annotation, molecular function: olfactory receptor activity; G protein-coupled receptor activity. Gene Ontology annotation, biological process: G protein-coupled receptor signaling pathway. The record is from RefSeq and is a predicted model, not a curated record. The transcript has a single exon. The coding region runs from base 1 to 948 and encodes 315 amino acids. Gene Ontology annotation, cellular component: membrane. NCBI's taxonomy places the organism in Eukaryota, Metazoa, Chordata, Mammalia, Scandentia, Tupaiidae.